AUGGAUUCCUCACUUUUACCAAAAUAAACUCUUACUGUUUAUCUAUGGGGCAAUUGAAUCUACAUUAUAUGAAGGAAAAAUCUGUAAAAUGUUGAAAAAUAACUGUAUCAGCACCUUGAUCUUACAUCUAUGUAACGCAGAUAUGAGAAAUAGAAAGAGAUCAUCUACGCUUGUUAAGGAUUAACAGGGGCCUUAUCGAAGAAAAAAAAAAAAGAGAAAGAGAAAAAAAAGGAGGAUUAACGGCCGAAGAAGGACAUUUCAAGCCAAACAGAUUGGUUUCAAACGAUGCCAUAAAUUCACAGCCACAGGUAAUACGCAAAACCAGAGCAAAGAAAUCAAUGGAGAAACAAAGAGAAAGGGUCCGGCAACAACGGAUGGUGAUAGUGGUAUCUCCAUUUCAUGGCCACAUAAGUCCCAUGAUCCACCUAGCCACCUUCCUUCACUCAAAAGGCUUCUCAAUCACAAUAGUCCACCCACACUUCAACUCACCAGACCCUUUGAGCCACCCAGAAUUCACCUUUCUUGCAAUUCCAGAUAAGCUGUCAGAGUCCGGCAUCUCAAAUUGGGAUUUGGAGGGCAUCGCCGUGACUCUCAAUAGGAAUUGUGCAGCACCAUUGCUAAACUCUGUAGAACAGAUGUUGCUCCAGAAUCCGGAUGAGAAUAUUGUAGGUAUUAUAUAUGAUACCGCUGUGUUUUUUGCCCAAUCCGUGGCUGAUCAUCUGAAAGUCACCGGAAUCGCAGUUCGCACCAGCGCAGCUGCCAGAAUUUUAGCCUUUCCUGUCUUUCCUAGUCCACAUGGAGAAGGUUACAUCUCCUCACAAGAUUAUAUUUCUGAUGAUGGACUGCAAGAUCCUCAAUCCGUUUCGACCAAGCAACUUCUUGCAUCUUUACCUGCAAAUCCCAACAAUUCCAUAGAGUUAAGGAUCGCAUUAAUAAGGGAAAUAAAGAAAGCAUCUGCCAUCAUUGUGAACACAAUUGACUUCCUCGAACAGGAAGCACUAGCAGUGAUUAGAGAACACUUCGCACCUUCGAUUUUCGCCAUAGGCCCCCUUCACAAAUUAGCCCCUACAGGUUCUGCUUCACGGCUCAAGGAAGAUUCUAGCUGCAUUUCUUGGCUUAAUAAACAAGCCCCAAAAUCUGUGGUCUACGUAAGUUUUGGCAGCCUGGCUGCAAUGGAUGGAGAAGAGCUAGUUAACAUGGCUUGGGGGCUGGCAAACUCUGACCAGCCGUUCCUUUGGGUGGUUAGACCUGGUUCAGUCCGUGGGUCUGAAUGGAUUGAGUCCCUGCCGAAGACAUUCCAUGAAAGAGUUGGAGAAAGAGGCAAAAUCGUGAGAUGGGCGCCACAAAAGAUCGUGUUGGAACAUAGUGCAGUAGGCGCAUUUUGGAGCCAUUGUGGAUGGAAUUCAACCCUUGAGAGUAUAUCAGAAGGCGUGCCACUGUUAUGCAGGCCUUUUUUUGGGGAUCAGAUGUUGAAUUCAGGGUAUAUUUGCAACAUGUGGAAGGUAGGGCUGGAAUUGGAGAAAGGGAAGAUUGCAGAAGGUAUAAGAAGACUAAUGAAGGAUGAGGAAGGGAUGGAGAUAAGGAAGAGAGCAAUGGAUUUGAAGGAGAAAACAGAGGCUUGUCUAAGGGAGGGUGGUUCAACAAUCACUUCUUUCAAUGAAUUUUCCAAGCAGAUACUAGGUUAAUAAUUAAGAAGCACCCCCUUAAAUGGAUUCCUAACUUUUACCAAAAUAAACUCUUACUGUCUAUCUAUGGAGCAAUUGAAUCUACAUUAUAUGAAGGAAAAAUCAGUAAAAUGUUGAAAAAUAG
Rubroshorea leprosula is the source of this 1809-nucleotide messenger RNA. The record is from the annotation of a GenBank genome assembly. Lineage: Eukaryota; Viridiplantae; Streptophyta; Magnoliopsida; Malvales; Dipterocarpaceae.